Gymnodraco acuticeps is the source of this 1885-nucleotide messenger RNA. RefSeq lists its product as uncharacterized. The transcript has 6 exons. Lineage: Eukaryota; Metazoa; Chordata; Actinopteri; Perciformes; Bathydraconidae. The record is from RefSeq and is a predicted model, not a curated record. Bases 276 to 1385 code for a protein of 369 amino acids.
UCCUGGAGAGACUCCUGUCGAAGUUUGAGCUUGCACUCAUUCGAGCACCACUUGACCUGGAUUUCCUGGAGUUUGCAUGUCGCCAGGAGCUGUACCUCCUGCAAGCACUUUCAAGACAUGUUGACAUACCGCAAGGAAUAAUCCAAGCUCUUCAAGAGCUGUUUGGACUACUUAGGCAAUAUUUAGAUUCAGAAGCCCCAAAUACAGCAGUGGGAUCAGUUAUUGGUCUAAGAGGACGUCCUAAGUUUGAAAUUGAGAGGCAGUAGUUGGUUGAGAUGUUGGGGACAAACCUAUCGGUGCCUUGCAUUGCAAAACUGCUAGGUGUUUCUUCCAGUACAAUCUUUAGAAGGAUGAGAGAGUUUGGCUUAUCUGUUUCAGAACUUUAUAGCUCCAUCAGUGAUGAGGAGUUGGAUAACGUGGUCAUAUCUAUCAAGAAUGACAUGCCCACUGCUGGAUACCGAAUGGUCAAAGGACGGUUGUUAUCUAUUGGUCUACGUGUACAAUGGACAAGAAUGGCUGCCUCAAUGCAUCGAGUGGAUUCCAUAGGCAUCCUCUCCAGACUGGCUAGUCUGGGCUGUGUUGUGAGGAGAACAUAUUCAGUGCGAGGGCCUCUCUCACUUGUGCACGUGGAUACCAACCACAAAUUGAUAUGUUACAACAUUGUCUUAUUUGGUGGAGUGGACGGGUAUUCGAGAAAGGUAAUGUACUUGGGUGCUUCGACCAACAACCGUGCGUCAACAGCCUACGGCUUCUUCCUAGAGGCAACACAAAGACAUGGAGUGCCUUUAAGGGUCAGAGGAGACCAAGGUGUAGAAAACGUACAGAUAGCGAGAUUCAUGUUUUCGGUUCGCGGCACCGACCGUGGAAGCUUCAUCUCUGGUAAAAGUGUUCAUAACCAGAGGAUUGAGCGUCUUUGGCGUGAUGUACGAGUCAUAGUCACCAACAAGUACUCUGCGAUACUGCUCUGCCUCGAAGAGGAUGGUCUGCUCGACAUCUCAUCAACAGACGACCUCUUCUGUGUGCAUUACAUUAUUCUUCCCCGACUUCAGAUGGACUUGGGGAUUUUUACAGAAGGCUGGAACCAUCAUCCACUCAGCACUGAACGGAACCAAUGUCCAGAGCAGUUAUGGCAACUUGGACUGAUGCAGACAAACAUUGAUCAGCCGGAGAGCCCAGAGGAGCCAGAUGUUGACUGGGAAAUUGCUGCUGACCAUGAUGGAGAAGAAGAGGAUGCAGGGAUUGUCGUCCCCGAAUUCGACUGCCCUUUGAGUCCAGAAGACAUAACUGAACUUGAAUCAGUAUUUCAGCAAAUUGACCCAAACACUCCGGUCAAGGAACUGUACUUACUCUGCCGUGAGUAUGUAGCUGAAAGAUGUGGCUCUUAAGAAAUACAGCUCCCUUGAAUGACACAGAUGAGGGUAAACAUGGCCUUAAGCCUCAUAGUAGGAAUAUAAUGGGGAAACAGUUUAAGUUAGUAACGUGUAUUAUAUGUGUAUUACAGUGACUAUAAGAGGUGGAAGAAGUACUUAACUAAAAGUAGAAAUACCAAAAUGUAACAAUACUCUGUUCCAAGUAAAAUUCCUGUGUUCAAAGUGUUACUUAAGUAAAAGUACCAAGAGUAAAAUAAGUCAGGAUGCCGAUUUCAGGAUAGAGUAAAGUUACUUGGCACAACUGGUGACUGGGUUUUUAUUCCAUUAAAUUGAAACAACAGACACAAAAUACAGCUCAAAAGUAUAAUGGUUCCCCAACUUCGCCAUUUGUUUCAAAAAACAUUUUGACUGGAACAGUAUGUGAUGUCACUUGAACGUUUGACUGUACAGUAACAUUCUCAUCUUGAACAAAUGAAAACCUCGUCAAAUAAAGUGCAAUAAAGACUGUUUUAACA